Messenger RNA from Amphibalanus amphitrite, 2336 nucleotides. RefSeq names its product nascent polypeptide-associated complex subunit alpha, muscle-specific form-like. The coding region runs from base 733 to 1749 and encodes 338 amino acids. The transcript has 2 exons. Lineage: Eukaryota; Metazoa; Arthropoda; Thecostraca; Balanomorpha; Balanidae. The record is from RefSeq and is a predicted model, not a curated record.
GCCGCCGCCGCCCCGGCCCGGCGCCAGCGGAGCGUGUCCCAGGCGGCACCGGCCGUCCGCCGCGUGGCGCCCGUCGUGCAGCAGCAGCUGCCGCCGCCGCCGGCCGCUCAGAAGGCGCGUCAGAAACCGCCUGGGAAGAGGGCUGCGGCGGCUGCGCGGCGCCGCUCUCGCACCCAGGUGAUUCAGAACUCCGUGCGGCGGCUGUCGGACCCGCGCCGGCCCCGCAGCGGUCAGCAGCAGCAGCGGCCGCCGAGCGCGGCGGCGCCGCCCCCGCCGCCGGCCGCCUGCCCGGUGCCGCGCACCAACCUGGAGUUCUCUGGCCGGCGCCGCGAGCAGGUCAGCCCGCGGGCCACACAGCUGGUCACCUGUGACCGGCUGCACGAGCCGCUGUCGGCGCGGCCCGGCUCGGCGGCGGCACUGGCGGCGCAGCGGCGGCGGAGCGCCGUGACCAGCGUCACCAGUCUGCCGACGGCCGGCGGAGCGGCCCGACAGGGCCCGGGGACGGCGAGUGUGACCAGCCUGCAGGCGCAGCACAGCCCCGGCCAGCAGCCGGGCGAGGAGCCGGCCGCUGUCUCAGCAGCAGCCACCGCGCCCACAGAGAGCUGUGAUGCCGCGGCGCCGGAGGGCGGCCACCCGGUCACCACCAGUCAGUUCAUCAGUACCUCCCUGGACAAGCUGGAGAAGAUCCGGCGCGCCUCCGAGGACGCCGUGCGGCGCAUCAACUCGUUGUCGAUGGCGCCGACCGCGGCCGAGCCCGGCGCGGCCACCGUCGAGGAGGUGCAAAUGAAGCAGACCGGAAAGGUCAAGUGGGUGGCGAUGCCGACACAGCCGCCUCAUCCGCCACCCAGCUUCUCGACUACGGUAGUGGGUAGCGGUGUAGCGUCAGCUGUCGGGACUGCGCCCUCGACACCGCAGGCAGCCGUCACCCCGCAACGCGCGGUAUCCCCGGCACCACGGGUCGUCUCCCCAGCACCGAGAGCUGUCUCCCCAGCGCCUCGGGCAGCAUUUCCGGCACAGCGAACUGUCUCCCCCGUGCCUCGGACUGUCUCCCCCGUGCCGCGGGCUGCCUCGCCGCGACCGGCCACCCCGGCGCCGCGCAGUGUGUCGCCGGUGCCACGAGCGCGCUCUCCCGUGCAGCGGUUGCCCACUCCGGCGGGCCGGCCGCUCACGCCUGCGCCGCGUGCCGCCGUGUCUCCGCCGCGGGCCGCGUCCCCGGCGGUCAGUCCGCGGCUGACGGCGCCUGCCCUCCGGCCGGGCUCGGACCAGGCUGCGCCCACCGCCGGCGGUGCCCGUCUGCUGCCGGUGCUGAGCCCGCCGCCGCCCGGCCACCCGCCAGCCUUCAACACGCGCAUCACCGAACUGAAGACGCUCAUCGACCGCGCUAUCGAGGAGACCCGCGAGUUCCUGGGCCGCAGCCGGCCGGUGGCGCGCCCCGUGGCGCCGCCGCAGCCGGCGGAGCAGGCGUCCGUGACCGCCUCGCCGCGGCCGUGCCUCUCGCCGACCAUCGUGGACAUCGCGGUGCGCCGGCCGACCGCCGGCUCGUCGGUCUGGGAGCGCGCCGCCGCCGAGCUGGUGGACGCCCAGCGUCCGGGCUCGGCGCGGAGCGGCCCGCGCCGCGGCUCGCCGGCGGCGGCCAUGGCCGUGGCGCGCCCGGAGCAGAUGCGCCUCACCGAGCUGGUGGGCCUGCAGGGGCGCCGCUUCCUGCCGCAGCUGGGCCCGCCCGAGCCGCCGCCGCGCCGCUCCCGCUGACGGCCCGCCCGGUACCUACACUGGGCGCCGGCUGAGCUCUGAUGGCACACCGGGCUGCAGGCGGACGGCUCAACACCGAGGAAAAGACGACACAAGCUUUAUAUUUGUCUCCUAUCUAGUCACUGAUCCGACAUGUUCCAGUGCUUUCGGGGCGCGCUCAUGAUGUUAUGAUUUGAAGUAUUACGCCAGCCUCGACAUUGUUUAUAAACAUUGUCGCGUGUCAACAACCGUGACGAUCCAGUCAUUGAAACAUCACGCAAACUGGCAGCAUGAAUGUCGUUCUCGAGGUUUAUCCUGGUGAACCUACUUCUCACCGAAAGCGAAACACAAUCGACGAUCGACGCGACUCGACCGACCCCCACUUCCGACCUCACUGCCAUGUUAUCUCGUCCGGACUCGUGCGUAGGCGGGCUAGAGUUUUCACGUUUCAAUAAAUUGUAUGAUGUGAGUCUGCGACUUCACUGGAGCGGGACCAUGUGGUACCAAAAUCAAAAGGCUCGAUGUUCUCGUGAGAAAUGCACCUUUGUUGAUUUGUGGUUACAAACGGGCACUCGGCCGAGGAUAACAAAUAAAACAAUGGAUUUUGA